CUUAUGCUUUCGAACAAAGCCCUAAGCAAAAUGCCGUGGAAGAGAACGCUCCCGCCCCAUGUUAUCGAGGUGAAGUUGGAGGAGCAGCCCCCUAGCGAACCCAUCGACGGCGACGGCGAGGAGGAAAUAAGUCAAGACGAAGAAGAGGAGGACGAAGAUGAAGAUGAAGAUGAUGAAGAUGAAGAUGAAGAUGACGAAGAAGAGGAUGAGGAGGAAAAUAAUGAAGUCGAGGACGAAGAGGAGGAGGACUUCUCGAGCAAAGAAUCCAUCCGUAAGCUACUCGAGCCUUUCGGCAAGGAGCAAUUGAUGGAAAUCUUUAAGGAGGCCGUCGUCAAGAAUCCCUCUCUCCUCUCCCGUAUAAUGAAUGAGGCCGAGACCGACCCCGUAAACCGCAAUAUCUUCGUCCAUGAUCUUGACUGGAACGCCACCUCCGAGGCCUUAGCUGCCGCCUUUUCUCCCUUUGGUCAGAUCGAGGAUUGCAGGGUCAUCAAGAACCAACGCACCGGGCGAUGUAAAGGCCAUGGUUACGUUCUCUUCCGCACCCGGGCUGCGGCCAAGAGAGCUCUCAAGGAUCCCCUGAAGAUAAUCGGUGGCCGCGCGACCAAAUGCCGGCUCGCUUCCUUCGCCCCCUAUGCCGCAGCCGUGCAAGCCCGAGCUCCAGCAACAGUUGCUGGAAAGAAUUUUCGGGUUGGGCUGCUUAAUCCUGCAGCAGGCUUGUCUCCUGCAUUGAGUGGGAGAGUUGCUGCUGUUUCUCAUCAGCCUUAUACAGUUGGAGAUGCUGGCAUUCCUCCACAGUCUUAUGCUGGUCGACCAGUUGGAUCAGCUAGGGGAUCUGUGGUUAGUGUAAACAGUAUAAGCCCGAGUGUAAUCGGGAAUUAUGGAUCCCUAGCAGCGCUCCAUGGUUUGGGAGCUUACCAGAAUUCAGCACCCUCUGCAGCUAUCAGGCCUCAGACAGGAGUUGGUUCUUGGGGAGCAAGUGGGUUGGGACCUUUCUACGGGCAGUAAGUUUUGCAUGACCCUGAACUUGAAGGUGUGACUGAAGAUAUUCUUGCUUUAACAGUAAAUCGAGUUGAAGAUGAACCUGGGGAAAGUUAAGUAAUAUAUGGUGUGACUGAAGAUAUUAUGCAAUUAGCCAACUACUAUAAAUUCUGUCAGUAUUUAUGUAUUAUAUGACCUGGGGAAGUUCUUUUACAGGACCUGCACUUUUCUUGAAUAUUUCUGUUAUUAAGCUGCUACUGAAAAGUGAAAAUUGACUUAAACCGUCUUGUGAGUUGGGAAUGAGU
Molecule: messenger RNA, 1283 nt
Organism: Dendrobium catenatum
Lineage: Eukaryota; Viridiplantae; Streptophyta; Magnoliopsida; Asparagales; Orchidaceae
Product: UBP1-associated protein 2A-like
Exons: 2
Coding region: 4-1005 (333 amino acids)
Molecular function (GO): RNA binding
Source: RefSeq, a predicted model, not a curated record